UUGGCCUUGGCAGCCCCCCCAGUCGCAAUGGCCUCUCCCAUCAGCGGCAGCGACGACGAUGACGGGCACCUCUUCGCCGGCGUCCGCUUCGUCCUCGUCGGGUUCGACACCGUAUCGGAGUCCCAGUACCGGUCGGAGAUGGUGCGGCGCAGCGGCGUGGAUGCGGGGAGGUUGGGCAACGGGUGCACCCACGUCAUCGUCUACGGCCUCGUCUACGAUGACUCGGUUUGCGUGGGGGCGCGGGCGGAAGGGAAGAAGGUCGUCACUGAGCUUUGGGUGGAAGAUAGCUUGGAACGGGGAGUGCUUGCCGAUGCCGAUAGGGUUUUGUAUUGGCCGGUCAGGGAUUUAAAGGGAAUAGCAGGGAGUGAAACAUUACACAUUUGCUUGACGGGUUACCAAAGAAAUGGUCGCGAAGAUAUAAUGAACAUGGUUUCUUUGAUGGGAGCACAGUUCUCCAAAUCUUUGACGCCAGGCGUAGCCACUCAUCUUAUUUGCUAUAAAUUUGAAGGUGAGAAGUACGAGGCUGCUAAGAAGGUGAAGUUGAAGUACAACUUGGACAUCAAACUUGUUAAUCACCGUUGGUUGGAAGACUGCUUAAAGUCUUGGAAAAUUCUUCCGGUAGAUGAUUACAGCAAAAGUAGUUGGGAGCUAGAGAUAAUGGAGGCGCAAGCGAAGGACUCAGAAGACGAGGAAGAUGUGGUACAAAAAUCAUUUAGAAAUAAGACUGUUGGAUCCACUCCCAACCCAAAAGGUAGUGUGGGAACUUCUGCUAACCCUGUGGUGAAUGCACCAAUUCAGCCAGCUAUUAUUUCCAGCGAUAAUAUAGAGAUGGUUGCCGAAAAGCUUCAGAAUAUUCCUGGUCAGAUCAGGAAAGCAGAAGAUGCCCUCAACAGGACACAUGAUAUCACAGCCCAAGGAACUCCUAAAACUACUGGAUUGGUGAUGUCUGCUAACACUGAUUUUAGCACACCUGGUCAGGUUCCACUUAUUCUCAGUGGCAACAGAGGGGAUGCUGCAGUAAGAGAUUUGAACAGUACAGAUCAGAUCCAGGGGAACAAAGACAAAGAUGUUGGCACAAGGAUACUGGAUGUUACAUCAAGUGCAUUGGGCACUCCAAGCUCAAGCAAGACGGUUGUUUCUGCUAACCAUAAUCUCCAUUCCUUGAACAAGACAAAUUCUGUGGAGGAUCAUGGCAACAUUGGUGCUAGCAAAGCUGACUUAACCACCUCAUCAAGAGAAAUUCUGUCUUCAAAUGUACUUGAUUCAUCUACUGUUGCCAGAGGACAAAGUCAAGAUGAUUAUGGAGCCAAAUGCACUCUUGACGCAGCUGGUCAGUCAAUUAUUAAUGAGAAGGUCACCAAUCAUGAUGUUCAUUUGAAGUCAGAAAGCAAUGCUUCGCUCAAUAUCAACAACAAAAGUUAUUUGAAGCCCACAGAGAAGUCAGUAUGGACUGAACAAUAUUCAGGUGACCAUAUGACAUCACCUCAGGGGACUGAGGGGAGCAUGUUGAGAGCUGAUUCUAGUAUCUCGACAGCAUGUAAAGGAGCAAAAAUAAGUGCCAAGCUAGCUGACUUCCAGGUUCUGAAAGGUGGUGAAAAUAUACAGAAUGAGAAUUUACUGGAUGGUACACAUUCUCAAAAUAAGAAGUGCUUGAUCUCCCCAUCUUGCUUCAAACUGCAAAGUGGUGAUAUGGGGAAGGAAACUGGGACAUGGAACUCUACCUUUGCAAGUAGGCUUAGUGACACAUCUGAACCAGCAAUUUGGCCAUCUGUAGGAACAAAUCCAAGUGAAGCUGCUAACGUUCAUUUGGGAAAGCAACAGUCUGGCUCAUCUAAAUCAAGAUCUAGGACUGCACUCAAGCAUGCUAAUCCGGUUGAUGGAGUCAAGCUUCCUCAAUAUUCUGCAAGUGAGACAAAUGUGCAGCCUCUGCAGAAACCCAAAGAAUUGCUCACAUCAAGCCUUUCAGCAACUGUUCAGGAUGUAAAAAGAUGUCCAGAUUGCUCUUUUCAAAACAAGGAUGGGGAAUGUGCACAAGAUAGUGGUGAUACAAUGAAUCAAGAUGGCUUGCCACUGAUGCAAGACGUUCAUAAAAUGGUCAGAACUUCUGACAUAUCUUUACACAGUUUAAGGAAUUCAAAACUUAUCCACUGUUUUGGAAAUGAUGAUACUGAGAUGACUAAUGCACUUGAUGUCAGCAAAAACGAAGCAGCAGUGGCUUCACAUUGCAAGCCUGAGAAAGUGUUACAUGGUGAAAAUGUGAAGGCAGACUGUCUUAAAGAUUUUCCAGGUACUUCAAACAAUGUUCUAUGUCAAAAAGGUUAUCUAAAGAAAGUGGCAUCUCGUAAUGCAAUGAAUGCUGGCACAAAGAGACCUCGUAGUGCUGCUAGCAAUGUGAUAGAUGGUCCAGUGAUUAACAAUGACAAUGCAGUAGUUUCUGACUCAGAGCCGGAUAAAAUGAUUGCUUACGAGCACAUUGGUGAAACCACUAAAGACAGCCAUGAUAAUGCAACUGCAGCAGAGUGCAGAGCCAACUCUCUGGACAAAGUUCCUAUGGAUGGAGUGAGUACUAUUUCCAAAAGGCUGCGGAAUAUUCACACCAAGAAAAAUAAUACACAUGCAUCUUCCAACUUGGAAUCCAAUAAGGUUAUUUCUGAGGAAAAUACUGGAACUGGGAUAAACCAUAGGAAGUUUGUGAGUAAUAAUGCAACCCCUGAAGAACAUCAAACAAAUUCUCCAAAGAAGUUACCUAAUACCAGUGUGAAAAAUACAGUUACCAAGAGGUUUCGGGCAUCUGACACCAAAAUGGCUUGUGAAUCAUCAGUUGAUAAAACUGAAACAAUGGCUGCCAAGUCACUGUUUGGUGACUUAUUUACUUCCCAAAACAUUGACGAUAACCCUAAAAAGCUUUCAAGUAGUGCAAGUGCUGAUGGCUGUGGAUCACUCUCCCCUAAGAAUGUAUCAUCUGGCAGAGUUAGGAAUGCUGUGGCCAAGAGGAAAAUAAAAGCUCUAGAAGACAAGUCAGACAGAAAGCUUGGUAAAAUUAGUGAUGCCAUUGUAUCUGCAGCUAAAGCUGUCGCAUCAAGGAGAAUUGAAGAAAGCUCAUGCAAUAUCAACAAAGUAACUGCUGAUCAAGAUUCUCUGGAGGCCGAUGGAACAAGAGAUGUAUCUGGCUUAUUUUCCAAAGAUACUUCUGUGAUAAGCAGGUCAAAAAACUUGAAUAACUCUAGGUUGAGAUGCAGCAGAAGAAAUAAAUCUAUUUCUUUAGACGAUGGAAAGGAAAACAUGCAAGGCAAUGGUAUUCUCAGUUCUAAAUCCAAUGGCAGAACUGGUAGUAUGAAUUCCAUGUUUGAUGCAAAUUCAAUGCAGAACAGUGCAAAUAUAUUCAAUGAGCCUGUAAGGAUAAAAGGAAAUAAGCCAGCCCUCUUGAUCACACCUGAGCCUACAUGUUUUAUUUUAAGCGGACAUCGCCAACAGAGAAAGGAUUAUAGAUCAAUACUUAGGCGCCUAAAGGCUCGAGUUUGCAGGGAUUCACAUCAUUGGUCAUACCAAGCGACACAUUUUAUUGCCCCAGAUCCUCUCAAGAGAACUGAGAAAUUCUUUGCAGCUGCUGCAGCCGGCAAGUGGAUACUGAAAACUGAUUACUUGACCUCUUGCAAUGAGGCUGGCAAACUGUUGGACGAAGAACCAUUUGAAUGGUUUGGUACGGGCUUUAAUGCUGGGGAAACAAUCAGCUUUGAAGCUCCCCAAAAAUGGCGUAUUUUGAGACAGCAGAUGGGCCAUGGUGCCUUCUAUGGGAUGCAGAUAAUUGCAUAUGGACAAUUCGUUACUCCAUCGCUGGAUACGCUGAAGCGUGCAGUGCGAUCUGGUGAUGGCACCAUCUUAGCGACCUCGCCACCGUACACACGGUUCUUGAACUCUGACGUCGACUUUGCUGUAGUAUCCUCGAGCAUGCCAAGUGCAGACGCAUGGGUUCAACAAUUCAUCAGUCACAAUAUUCCUUGUAUCAGUGCUGAUUAUCUGGUUGAGUACGUCUGCAAGCCUGGGCAUCCGCUUGACAGACAUGUUCUCUUCAACACAAACGAUCUGGCCAACAAGGCCCUCAAAAGGCUUCUUCAAAACCAGCAAGAGGUGGCCACAGAUAUAGUGAAGCCUCAGGAGGACGGAGAUCCCGAUGACAUGAGCUGCUCGGUGUGCGGGAGUACAGACCGGGGCGAGGUGAUGCUCAUCUGCGGCACCGAGGAUGGCUCGACCGGCUGCGGUAUCGGCAUGCACAUCGACUGCUGCGAUCCUCCCAUGGAAGCUGUCCCAGACGAUGACUGGCUGUGCCCCAAGUGCGAAAUGCCCAAAGCGACCAAGAAACCUGCUGCGUUACGCGCAGCCAGCAAAUCAAGAGUAUCCAGGCGAAGGUGAUUUUCUGCGUUCGCUCAUGUUUAAAUGAUUGAAACAAAAUGAACGGUGUAUUUAUUUUCAUCCGUUGUAAAGUUCUUAUCAGCGACAGAAAUGCUGGCUCGGCAUUUCUGAAGUUUAGUAUUAGUAGUUUCUCAUGCUGCUGCAAUGCUAGCCUGUUUCCCCACGGCCUAUGUGCAAUGGAUCGGUUGAAGUGGAUAGCAAAAAAAAAUGUUGAUUCUUCAAAAUGCAAUGUAAAUGUCGGGUGAUUGACGAAUAGCUUCCUGAAGAUAUAAUCCCGU
Oryza brachyantha (malo sina) is the source of this 4688-nucleotide messenger RNA. RefSeq lists its product as uncharacterized. The transcript has 10 exons. The coding region runs from base 28 to 4410 and encodes 1460 amino acids. Lineage: Eukaryota; Viridiplantae; Streptophyta; Magnoliopsida; Poales; Poaceae. The record is from RefSeq and is a predicted model, not a curated record.